This is a messenger RNA of Telopea speciosissima, 1200 nucleotides long. RefSeq lists its product as uncharacterized. Bases 1 to 1200 code for a protein of 399 amino acids. The record is from RefSeq and is a predicted model, not a curated record. Lineage: Eukaryota; Viridiplantae; Streptophyta; Magnoliopsida; Proteales; Proteaceae. The transcript is spliced from 12 exons.
AUGUUGUCUUUAGAAAAGUUGGAACAUGAAGGAGGAGAAGAAGAAAGCAGCGGCGAGACACCGGAUUUGGACGCUUUUCUGGACUUGCUCUAUGAGAAGAGGUCGUCAUCCCUGGAACGUGGACUUGCUUACCUGGUAAAGCCAUUUGCAAACAGGGUAGAGCUUGAUUUUCUUACACACAAAGGUGAGACAAUUCUUGAUAAAUGCCUUUCUAUUAUGAAGAAAGGUUUGCUUGCUCUAAGCAUUGGUGAGAGCACACUGGUUAACAUGGCUUUCAAUGCAUCAAGAACUCAAUUAUGUCACCUUGCUAACCACAAGGCUGUUGAUGAAAUCCGCAUCUCGGCACUGAAAUCUCUGGUUCUUUUGACAUUCAAUGUUGGAAGUGAUAAAGAUACUUCUGAUGUCCUAAAUUUCCUCUGGAAAAUUGGUACAUACAAUGAGGAAGAUCACCUAGAUGAGGUAUCUGAGGUUGUGAAUCCAACUCCUAAAGUAAGAGCAUUUGCAUUUACUUGUUGGGCAUUUCUUUUAACUACAGUAACCCAAGACUGGUUCGAUCUCAAUAGUUUGGACGAAAUCUUUAUGACUUGGAGUGAGCUUCUGAAAAAGGACGAUCAAUUCAUUCGCAUUGCUAUUGGAGAAGGGAUUGCUGUUGUGUUUGAGAAAGUGAGCUCAAAUGAUACUGAUUCGACUAGUGAAGAAUCAUGUUUCAACAUUGUGAGUGGGAAUUUUGUAUCACAAAGUUCUUGUGAUGACAUUAUUUCUCAGAUGACAAAUUUGGCUUAUGAAACUAGUGGUAGAAGUACUUUGCGUACCUCCAAGAAAGACCUUAAUAGCCAGAGAAGCUUCUUCAAAGAAGUAUUGGAGUUUAUAAAUGAUGGAUGUACACCAUUGAUGUCAUUAAAGCUGUCUAAAACAGAUGAUCUCAAGUUCUCAUCAUGGGAAAAGAUAGCUCAGGUCAAUAUGUUCAGGAAUUGCCUAGGAGGUGGAUUUCAAUCUCAUAAGCUGAGUAAUCAAUUUAUCCAAACUGUUCUCAAUUUCACCCCAAAAUUUUCCAAGGAAGAGUUAACUCCUCAACAAAAAAGACACUACCAAUCACCAAAUUCGGUGACAAAUAAAAAUAGGACAAAGGAAAUGAACAAGAGGAGAUCAAAUGUUCAGGCAGCAAAACAUCAGCACUACAAUCAGCAUAUCGACGAGUAG